AAUCCACUUACUUUGUAUAUUAAUUUGUCCUAUUAAUUAUUUAAUAAAAAUAAUAUUAGCAAUUUAUUAAGACUCCUCCAUUUAGUCCGUCUUCUCCCCUUGCCUUCUCUUCACUCUUCUUCAGCAUAACAGAGCACUGCCUCAAGCAAACGAAGCAUCAAACGAAAGAGCAAAACAAGACAAAUAGAAUAGAAAAAGGAACACACGAAAGACUAACACAAGAAACCCAGAGCUUACAGUUCCCAUUUGUUUCCCUUUCCGGCGGUGGAAUUCCGGCAUAGUCCCACCAUCAUGGUGAACCAGUGAUUUAGGCGAAAGGGGUGAUUCAAACACCAUAACGAAGAGAAAGCAGACGUCUGAGUAGUUCAAGCCAGGUCAGUCAGGUUGGAAGGAAGGCAGAGAAAAAUUAGGUCGAUAACCAACAACAUCAGCUAGCUUCUCGAUGUUAGAGAGUGGUAUAAGAUCCAGCAUAACCUUCUCCCAACAACUCGAGUUAUUGGGAUCAACUGGUUUAUGGCAUGGUAUCAGAGCUGGUUUAACCAAGUGGUCGUGUGUUCGAAUCUCCACGACCCCCAAUAUCAACAGUUGUUGUCUUCAAGCACAUGGUAUGGCGGGCUUGUGCAAACUUCAAGCCCAUGAGUCGGCUUUCGUUUGAGGGGGAGUGUUAGAGAGUGGUAUAAGAUCCAGCAUAACCUUCUCCCAACAACUCGAGUUAUUGGGAUCAACUGGUUUAUUACACUCGACGGGUCAUUGGGUCGACGAAUCGGGAGCACUGAUUCUUCGACGUGCUCAGUUCGGGAUGUUCUCUCGAGCCGGGAAGGUUCAAUGCUUCUUCAAUCGUCUCCGAGAUGCUCAAUUGCUUCUUCGUGUUGGAAAAUCCCGACGACUAUCAGCUUCUGGCGAACACCGUCGAUUCGAUUCUCCCAAACAACCACCGUUGGAUCGUGAGCCGAUUCGUCUCCUUCGUCGAUCGACCCACAUUUCUCCUGCUCGCCACCCUCACAAGCUUGGUCCACCCUUGAGGAAUGAAUUUGUGUUGUCGCCGCUGCGAAGUUCCGACGAAGCGAAGUUGAAGGAGAGGAAAUAGAGUAUAUCAACCAUCACCAUGGCCUCUACAAUUUCUUCCUCCCGCUGAGUAUUAAAUUUUGUAAUUUAUUUAAUUUUUAUUAAAUAAUUAAUAUAAUAAAUCGGAAGUUGAAUGUUGAGGUGGAAAAAUAUAUUUUUUUAAUUUCCACGUCAUCUACUUAACGGUCAAACAUUAUAGUUGACUACCACGUAGGACAAAUUUAACGGAGUGUAACGGCCGGUGACUAAUGAUGAAACGAUUUGUAAAGUUAGUGGCGAAUGAGAAAGAAAAAUAAUUCAAGUGGAAAACAUGAAAUAUUUGUAUAAUUUGAGUGACCAAACAUGUAAUUUAGUAUAUAAAAAACAAAACAAGUAUAAACAACUUUAGGAUCAUAUAAUAUAUUGAUUGUAAAUUCAUUGUAUUGUACCUAUAAAAUCUUAAAUUAUUA
Linum trigynum is the source of this 1514-nucleotide messenger RNA. The record is from the annotation of a GenBank genome assembly. Lineage: Eukaryota; Viridiplantae; Streptophyta; Magnoliopsida; Malpighiales; Linaceae.